GUCGGAAUCGUGACGGGGCGCUCGCUGGCUGCACUUGCGCUGCCCAGGAAGAAGACGGAGGGAAGAAGCAGCGCGCGAUGGUGCUGCUGGAAAGCGAGCAGUUUUUGACAGAAUUAACAAGGCUUUUUCAAAAAUGCAGGACCACAGGCAGUGUCUAUAUAACACUAAAGAAAUAUGAUGGUCGGACAAGACCCAUUCCACGGAAGGGACACGUUGAGGGGUUUGAGCCUGUCGACAACAAAUGUCUUCUUAGAGCAACAGAUGGGAAGAAAAAGAUAAGCACAGUGGUGAGUUCAAAGGAGGUCAACAAAUUCCAGAUGGCCUAUUCAAAUUUGCUCAGAGCUAAUAUGGAUGGUUUAAAGAAGAAAGACAAGAAAAGCAAAAAUAAGAAAAGCAAAGCAACACAGUGAUGGAACAAAUGUUUCCAUGCCAACAAUGGACCCAAACUGUAAACUUUUCUUCAUGUUACCCCUUAUCUUUUGACUUCCCUUCCAGCAGAUAACUGGAAUAUAAACAUUUUGUUAAAACUGAAAGUGCCAUCUGGAUUGUGGCAUGCAGAAAUGAGUAUCCACAAGGCAUAUGUUGCAGUUGCUAAUUAAUGUUAUAUCUGUCUUGGUUUUAUUAUGUUUGAGAGGGUGAUUGGGAAAACUGAUCAUUUUGGGAAUAGUACAAAAAUAAAGAAUUGUUAUAUGAAA
This is a messenger RNA of Elgaria multicarinata webbii, 695 nucleotides long. It is a transcript of the gene SRP14, whose product is annotated as signal recognition particle 14. Gene Ontology annotation, biological process: SRP-dependent cotranslational protein targeting to membrane. Gene Ontology annotation, molecular function: endoplasmic reticulum signal sequence receptor activity; 7S RNA binding. Lineage: Eukaryota; Metazoa; Chordata; Lepidosauria; Squamata; Anguidae. The coding region runs from base 78 to 410 and encodes 110 amino acids. The transcript has 5 exons. Gene Ontology annotation, cellular component: signal recognition particle, endoplasmic reticulum targeting. The record is from RefSeq and is a predicted model, not a curated record.